CGCUCUGCAACUCAUCUCCUGAAGCCUGCCAAGCAGAAGAAAACAUUAUUCUUGAAUUGAAAAUAAUAUAAUUUUCCUCAUUGCUCUUCGAUAACUGGCUAGCAAAGUACCUAGUAAACAUUCGACGAGAAAAAACACACCAUGUCAAUGAUAGCAAAGGCCCCUCGGGCUUGGAAGACCGUGAAACACACUACAGCAGUACGCCCAGUGAGCAUAGCUUUUCGCUGCUAUACAUCCAAGUCCAACGCCGAGAUCGAAGCAACCUACCAAGAUGCUAUUCCAGCAAAAGAGACACGCCGUAGUUACUCUCUAUCGUCCGAGCCCAGUCUAAAAGAUACAGUGGCAUCAAUUAUACCCGCGAAACGGGAGCUUCUCAAGAAGCUGAAAAAGGAACAUGGCAGCAAAUCGAUUGGGGAGCUCAAAGUUGAAAGCGUCAUUGGAGGAAUGAGAGGCCUCAAAGCAAUGGUAUGGGAAGGCUCAUUGCUUGAUCCAAACGAAGGCAUUCGAUUUCAUGGAAAAACCAUCAAAGACUGCCAGCGGGAACUUCCCCAGGCUGCUAAUGGGACAGAGAUGCUCCCAGAAGCCAUGUUCUGGUUUCUGUUAACAGGCAAAGUGCCGUCAGCCAAGCAAGCACAUGCCUUCUCCAGAGAAUUGGCACAAAAAGCAGCCCUUCCCGAAUUCGUAGAGAAAAUGCUCGAUAACUUCCCCAAGGACCUCCAUCCAAUGACACAAAUGGCCUGCGCGGUGUCCGCACUGAACCACACUUCUGUUUUCGCAAAGAUGUACGAAAAAGGCAUGAAUAAAGCAGACUACUGGGAGCCGAUAUACGACGACUGCAUCUCCUUACUUGCGAAGCUGCCUACGAUCGCAGCAAAGAUAUACCAGAACUCCUAUCGCGGCGGAGGCGCUUUGCCCGCAGAGAUUGAUUUGGAGCAAGACUGGGCGUAUAAUUUUGCAGCCAUGCUUGGAAAAGGUGGCAGAGAGAACGUCGACUUCCAGGAUCUCCUGAGACUAUAUCUCGCGCUGCACGGGGACCAUGAAGGCGGCAACGUAUCAGCCCAUGCAACGCAUCUCGUUGGUAGCGCCUUGAGCGAUCCUUUUCUCAGCUAUAGCGCCGGCCUGCAAGGCUUGGCCGGACCUCUGCAUGGCCUUGCCGCACAAGAAGUUCUCCGCUGGAUUUUGCAAAUGCAAGAACACGUGGGCACAUCCUUCAGCGAGAAAGAAGUUGAAGAUUAUCUCUGGACGACGCUCAAAUCCGGUCGUGUGAUUCCUGGCUACGGCCACGCUGUGCUGCGACGACCAGAUCCUCGAUUCGAAGCGCUCAUGGACUUUGCUGCGUCACGUCCUUCGAUCGCACAGGACCCUAUCUUCCGCCUCGUCCAGACAAACGCAAAGAUAGCCCCCAAGGUCCUGACAGAACAUGGCAAGACAAAAAAUCCCCAUCCCAACGUGGAUUCUUCGUCCGGUGUGCUCUUCUACCACUAUGGAUUCCCCGAAACGCUCUACUACACCGUUACUUUCGGCGUAAGUCGAGGCCUGGGGCCCUUGGCGCAAUUAAUUUGGGACCGCGCAUUAGGUCUCCCGAUCGAGCGGCCGAAGAGUAUCACCCUGGAAGGGCUUUUGAAAGCUACCCAAACUGCAUCAUAGAUUCUUCUUCUUUAGAUAGUAGCGUCUCUCUCUGCAGUUUCUGAAUGAGCAUUUUCUUCCUCAUAGUUUAUCGCAUUAUAUUUAGAGCAUUAAGCCAUAAGGUUCAAUGAAGCAUUGCGUAUUCUUCUUUUCUUUUUUUGCCCCCCAGAACUCCCGUUUUGGUG
Xylona heveae TC161 is the source of this 1811-nucleotide messenger RNA. RefSeq lists its product as hypothetical. The transcript is spliced from 5 exons. The coding region runs from base 142 to 1647 and encodes 501 amino acids. Gene Ontology annotation, cellular component: mitochondrial matrix. Gene Ontology annotation, molecular function: 2-methylcitrate synthase activity. NCBI's taxonomy places the organism in Eukaryota, Fungi, Ascomycota, Xylonomycetes, Xylonales, Xylonaceae. The record is from RefSeq and is a predicted model, not a curated record. Gene Ontology annotation, biological process: carbohydrate metabolic process; citrate metabolic process; tricarboxylic acid cycle.